GAACACCGAGCAACGCCUCUUGAUCUUCUGUUUCUGUAACUGAGUGGGGAAUCUGACAUGCGCGGGCGGGCAGACGAAGAGCUUAGCCGGCUCACGGUUCUUGCGUACGUCUGGAAAAAGCGAGAACUUUAGUUCUUGAAUAGGAUUAGCAGGAGAGGGAGGUCAAGUGAAAAGAGAUUAUGAAACCCAAUCCCUAACGUCUCCCUCCCUCGCUCUCUUUAGGGAAGGGAAAAGGGUAAACUGAGGCAAGCAGGUGGAACUCUAAAACAAAAACUGAAAACACUGAAUUACCUAUCCUCUCUUCCCAGAGGAGUCUUGGGGCUCUUGGGCUGUGCGAAACCAUCCUAGACAUCCCUCCCCACGCCCCCAGCUCCGCCCUCGGUACCCCACCCCCUUCCCAUGCGGGUAGGAGGAGGAGACGCAACUUCUGGAGCAGGCGGCGACGGCUAGCAAUUAGCACCUCUAGCAAGUGCCAGAGCCCGGCGGGCAGCGCAGAGGCUGCGGUGCCAGUGGCCGCGGAGCUAGCCCUGCAGGGUCUCGGGGGGGAGGGGGAGCCGUAAAGCCCCCGCUGAGGCCGCCGCUGCCGGGCCUCCCCUCCCCCCCACCCCCGGGCAGGAGCCAUGCGGGGGGGCGCAGGUGACGCGGAGCGGCAGCAACGCUGGGGUCGUCUAUUCGAGGAGCUGGACAGUAACAAGGAUGGCCGCGUGGACGUGCACGAGUUGCGCCAGGGACUGGCCAGGCUGGGCGGGGGCGACCCAGACCGUGGCGCCCAACAGGGCAUCUCCCCUGAGGGUGACACUGAUCCAGAGAGCGGGUUCAACCUGGAGGAAUUCACCCGUUACCUGCAGGAGCGGGAACAGCGCCUGCUGCUCAUGUUCCACAGCCUUGACCGGAACCAGGACGGUCACAUUGAUGUCUCUGAGAUUCAGCAGAGUUUUCGAGCUCUGGGCAUUUCCAUCUCACUGGAGCAGGCAGAGAAAAUCCUACACAGCAUGGACCGUGACGGCACCAUGACCAUCGACUGGCAGGAAUGGCGUGACCACUUUCUGUUGCAUUCUCUGGAAAACGUGGAGGACGUGCUCUAUUUCUGGAAGCAUUCCACGGUUCUGGACAUUGGCGAAUGCCUGACAGUGCCAGAUGAGUUCUCAAAGCAGGAGAAGCUGACGGGCAUGUGGUGGAAGCAGCUGGUGGCUGGUGCAGUGGCAGGCGCUGUGUCGCGGACAGGCACAGCUCCUCUGGACCGCCUCAAGGUCUUCAUGCAGGUUCAUGCCUCAAAGACCAACAGACUGAACAUCCUUGGGGGUCUACGGAGCAUGAUCCAAGAGGGGGGCAUCCUCUCCCUGUGGCGUGGUAAUGGUAUCAAUGUACUCAAGAUCGCCCCUGAGUCAGCCAUCAAGUUCAUGGCCUAUGAGCAGAUCAAGCACGCCAUCCGGGGACGGCAGGAGACACUGCAGGUGCAGGAGCGCUUCGUGGCUGGCUCCCUGGCUGGUGCCACAGCCCAGACCAUCAUCUACCCCAUGGAGGUGCUGAAAACACGGCUGACCCUGCGCCGGACUGGUCAGUACAAGGGACUGCUGGACUGUGCACUGCGGAUCCUGGAGCAAGAAGGGCCCCGCGCCUUCUACCGAGGCUACCUGCCCAAUGUGUUGGGCAUCAUUCCCUACGCGGGCAUCGAUCUGGCCGUCUAUGAGACCCUGAAGAACCACUGGCUCCAGCAAUAUAGCCAGGAAUCGGCAAACCCAGGGAUCCUCGUGCUCCUGGCCUGCGGUACCAUCUCCAGCACCUGUGGCCAGAUAGCCAGUUACCCCCUGGCCCUGGUCCGGACCCGCAUGCAGGCCCAAGCCUCCAUCGAGGGCUCCCCGCAGCUCUCCAUGAUGAGUCUGCUCCGCCACAUCCUGUCCCAGGAGGGAGUGUGGGGCCUCUACCGGGGCAUUGCCCCCAACUUCAUGAAGGUCAUUCCAGCUGUGAGCAUCUCCUAUGUGGUCUACGAGAACAUGAAGCAGGCCCUGGGGGUCACGUCCAGACCCCUAGAUCCUGCAUUCCUACGCUCCAAAAGUGGAUCCUAUGUUUCCCUGCCCCACCCACUGGGUCCUGGACCUCCACGUCUGAAAUCACUAGAUCCCCCACAACGUGGUGAAUGGAUCCCAAUCCCCAGCCACAGGAAUGUACAUCCCUAUACCUCAUCACCCUGACCCCAGCUCCCUCAGGUACCAGAUCCAGUGUCCUUGUGUAGCACUGGGUCCCAGAUCCCCAACCCCACUGGCGAAUCACAGAUCGCCAUGCCUCAAGCCCCGUCUCCAAGCUCAGCCGCUGGAUUCUGGAUGUCAAGAAACCUCAGCCACCGGAUCCUGACAGUGCAAUGCCUGGAUCCUGGGCCCCCCCCCCCCCCACUGGAUCCAGAUCCCCUGACCCCAGCCACUGGAUUCUGAUUCCUUUACCUUGACACUGAGUCCCAGAUCCUUCUGCUUCGACGGCUGGACCCCUACAUUUCAAGCACUGUGCCCUCUGGCCCUUACCACUGGAUCUUGGAUUCCCAAGUCCCAACCCACUGGAUUCUGGCUCCUAAAACCACAAAUGUGGGCACAACAGCACAGCAAGCGGGUCCUGGCAGGUGCAGCUGCUGGAGUCCAGAUUUCAGACAGUCCCCACACCCAGUCCUGCCAGCACUGGAUCCCACGCCUGGACCCUUACCUCCCAAAUGCUCAGACCCCCAGUCUAGAUCCCAAAAGGCCAAUCACCGCACCGUGAUCCCACAUGUCCCCAUCCCAGAGACACACUGCAGCUUACCAUGGCUCAGGAUCACACAGACCAGGGAGACCUGGGGAGGCCCAGCUGCCAGCUCCAGAGAACCCAGGGGCUCUUUCCCAUGUCUUCAUGUAGCUCAUGGCCAGGCGGCAAGAGAGGAGAUGUGUCUCCUGUGACUGCAUGGAUGCUUGACCCCCCACCCAGCAUGGACACCCCUCUUGGCCCUGUGGGGCUAUUGCUCCCUCAGACCACCCCACCCCCACCCUGCAG
Messenger RNA from Marmota monax (woodchuck), 3015 nucleotides. It is a transcript of the gene Slc25a23, whose product is annotated as solute carrier family 25 member 23. Lineage: Eukaryota; Metazoa; Chordata; Mammalia; Rodentia; Sciuridae. Gene Ontology annotation, biological process: transmembrane transport. The record is from RefSeq and is a predicted model, not a curated record. The transcript has 11 exons. The coding region runs from base 621 to 2192 and encodes 523 amino acids. Gene Ontology annotation, molecular function: ATP transmembrane transporter activity; calcium ion binding.